AUGAUGCGAAUAGCGUCGUUCUACGACGGCCUGCUUCAGACCAAUCCAACGGGUACGCGGAUUGCGAGCAUCGCCAUCCUGAGCCUCGUCGCUGACCUACUCUCUCAGGCUGUGACCCGUGGUGCGUCCGUCAGCAUCGACGUUCGACAAGCUGCUGGAAGCUCUGUCACCGGACUCAUCUUCACGGGCCCCGUGCAAGUGCUGUCCUUCGUACUCCUGGACCGGCUCGUGGGAGACGGUGGCUUGACCGCUACGAUCGCCAAAGUACUACUCAAUCAGCUGUUCAUCAUUCCACUCAUCAUCCUGGGUUACAUCGCCGUGAACGGCGCUCUGAAAGGGCUGCCGUGGGCCGCCAUUCAGCACAUCAUCAGGACGAAGUACGUCUCGAUACUCAAGACGAGGCUGGUCUUCUGGCCGGCGGCCCAGGGACUGAUCUAUCAAUUCGUUCCCAAGGACUACCGCCCCCUGGCAAUGAGCGUGAUCGCCCUCUUCUGGAGCACCUACGUGUCCUGGAAGGCCAACGGCACCGCAGCUCCUUCCCAACUGUUGACGAAGGGCAGCGUCCAGAAGCAGCGCACACAAUGA
Molecule: messenger RNA, 585 nt
Organism: Ixodes scapularis (black-legged tick)
Lineage: Eukaryota; Metazoa; Arthropoda; Arachnida; Ixodida; Ixodidae
Product: protein Mpv17-like
Exons: 1
Coding region: 1-585 (194 amino acids)
Cellular component (GO): membrane; cytoplasm
Source: RefSeq, a predicted model, not a curated record